Cryptotermes secundus is the source of this 4583-nucleotide messenger RNA. RefSeq lists its product as uncharacterized. The record is from RefSeq and is a predicted model, not a curated record. Gene Ontology annotation, biological process: activation of GTPase activity; regulation of autophagosome maturation. The transcript is spliced from 8 exons. Bases 164 to 3430 code for a protein of 1088 amino acids. NCBI's taxonomy places the organism in Eukaryota, Metazoa, Arthropoda, Insecta, Blattodea, Kalotermitidae. Gene Ontology annotation, cellular component: autophagosome. Gene Ontology annotation, molecular function: GTPase activator activity.
AACUAUAAGCAACUAAUGUGAGACUGUUGAACAGUUGUCACGAAGCAAUAAAAAUCUGAUAUUAUUUCCACGGAAAGCACAUGAUAAUAAUUUAGAGUCAGUGUAUUAAUGUUUGCCUCUUUUAGUUUUUGAAAUGUAUUUGUAAGAGCGAACUUAAAAUUAAAUGCAGAAUAUAAUGGCAGGAGUAUUUGGCUACGGUCGUGAAGCAGUCAGAGUGAAAGUCAAGAAAUGUGAAGGUGUCCUGCAGCCAGAGUACAGGAAGUUCAGUGUGGAUCCGCAGAUCACAUCUUUUGAAGUGCUCCAGAGUAUCCUGGCCAAGGCGUUCGAUAUCAGAGGGGAAUUCACUGUUUGCUACAGAGCAUUUGAUGACUAUGGGCAGGAGACAUACUUAUCUUUGUUAUCAGACUGGGACUUGGAUGCAGCAUUCCUUAGCGCUUCAGAGCCUUGCCUGUGUUUACAAGUGGAUAUGAAGCCAUUUGAAGAGAGUGUGGACGAUUGGGAUGUGUUAGGAUGUGCUGAUGUUCCGCAAACUCAGGUGCCAGAAAACAAGCCUCAGAACCGACUGCCAGGCUUGAUCUUGAACCAGGUUGAGAAGACCUUCAAUAUGGUGCAGAGAGCGUUGAACCUCAUAGAGGAGCAGCAGCCUCCGAUUUCUGAUCAGCCACUCCACGCGCCACUGACGGACACAGAGUUCCACAAGUUUCUGGAUCCUGUUGGUCAGGUGGUACAGUCCCGUGAGCUGAGGAAAGCCAUCUAUCGUGGCGGCAUAGAGCCGAGUCUGAGGAAAGUGGUUUGGAAACACAUUCUGAAUGUGUAUCCAGAGGGCAUGUCUGGGAAGGAAAGAAUGGAUUACAUGAAAAAGAAGGCGUAUGAAUAUCAGACCCUUAGAGAUUGUUGGAAAGAAAUGGUGCAGAAUGGACAAGUGACAGGAGACCUGGCAUAUGUGACCAGCAUGGUACGCAAGGAUGUGCUGAGAACAGAUCGCCACCACGAAUUCUAUGCUGGUAGUGAUGAUAAUCAAAAUAUAGCCUCCCUUUUCAAUAUACUAACAACAUAUGCACUGAAUCACCCAACAGUAAGUUACUGUCAAGGAAUGAGUGAUCUUGCGUCACCACUUCUGGUGACAAUGGGAGAUGAAGCACACGCGUACAUCUGUUUCUGUGCGCUGAUGAAGCGUCUGCACUCGAACUUCCUACUGGAUGGUGUUGUCAUGACGCUUAAAUUCCAGCAUUUGGCAGAAGGACUUCUCUGUUAUGACCCAGAGUUUUAUGCUUACUUAAAGAGUCAUCAGGCUGAUGAUCUUCUGUUCUGCUAUCGCUGGUUGUUACUUGAGAUGAAGCGGGAAUUUGCAUUUGAUGAUGCCCUACGGAUGCUGGAAGUGCUUUGGAGUUCGUUACCCCCUCUGCCGCCACAAAAGGAACUUCAGCUAUUUGAAAAGCGGUUCUGUUCCUUGACACCAGGGGAGGCUCCUGUUCUGAAGACUCCCCGAGAGAAUGCAUACACCAAGGUGUGUGCAUUACGGCGCCAGAGUUCUGCUGCGUCUCUUCAUUCUCUUCUCACCUCUCGUCCAGUUAUCCGUCACAGACAGAAUCAGAGCUUGGAUGAGACGUCAUCUAUUAAGGAGCGAAGUAAAGUGAAACCCUUCUCAAGCCUAGAUGACGCCAGCAUUCACAUGAUGACGCAACAACAAGAAUCCAAGUCACAUGGUGUUUCCUCAUUUGAAACACUCUCAGAGCCUGAAUCAGAUGAGACAACCUUAAACAACCAUAUCAACAUCACAACCACUGCCCGUAAGAGUGAAGUUCAUUCUGGUAGCACAGGUGAUAUCAUCAUUCCAAAAGGGGGGGCAAAGCGAGGGUACAUAAAGGACCUUAAAGAAAAGCUUUCUGGAAGUCAUGGUAAGAACCUUUUUUCUUCAGUAGAUAAAGGUGAUACUCAAGAUAGAAUUAAAGAUGACACACCAGAGAAAAGACAGGUGCGAGUGGUAAAGAAUUUAAAUGAAUUUCUGAACUUUACAGCCCUUAAUAAAACCCAUGUUCUUCCAGAUAAAGUAGUUCCUAGUACAGCAGCAAAGAAAGAUUCUUCCCAUGUAUGGCAGGAUGAUGCAUUAGUGAAUGAAUGCAAUGAAAGCACUUGCUCGGGAGAUGAUAGUUUUCCCACAGUAACAUCCCUGGAAGAGCGGGAGAUACACUGUGCAAACUUUACAUGUGAUGAUAAAGAUAGAGGGGCAUAUUGUGAUGGUAGUUCUCCAGAUGAUUCAACUGAGUACUUUCCCAUGACAACAUCAAUGACCCGAGAAUUGCGGCUAGAAUUAGAAAACCUAGAUCGCCAGGUAUUUGGUUCAAGGUUCAAUCACCACAGCUUUACCCUCGAAGACUCAGAAGAAUUAGAGUCUCCAUGCAGUGAAUCCUUCCGUUCUGCUGACAGGAAAGUCCAGAAAGAUUGUAUAGUACCCACACAAGAUACUGAUGUACACAGUGACGUGACUGUCGUAGAAGAGGCUGAGAUCUGGCCUGAACCAGGUUCCAAAGCACUAACUUUGAAACUGACUCAGAGCUGGCAAGAGCAUGAUGGUAAUGAAACCCCAAAACUACCAUCUGAUUCUGAGAACAUUAGAAGCAAUGCAAGGCUAAAGCAGGCGGUUCAUCACUCCAGUCCAGGCUCCACUUUAGCUGCUGGAGAGGAGAUAUUUGUUUGGGAGAACCCAUUGCAGUGUCCAGCAACACCAGAUGAGCAGGCAGACUUGGAAUAUGAUGACGCUCAUAGUGUCGCUGUUAGUGGUGGGGAGAUCUUCGAAAAUGAAGGGCAGUGCAUAAAGUCUGUGACACCUAUUAGACUGCUCCGAAGUGGCGUUGGUGUUCAAGACCAGCAUCAGACUAACAAUGCAACAUCAUUGCCAGGAGAUGAUGCAAGUGACAGUUCAGAUGGCUGGGAUGAUCGUCAAGGAGAUGCGUGCAAUUCUCAAACUAUGUCCAACAGGGGAAGUGUUUCAUCUGAGAAAUACAACUCCGAUACCGGGCAGUCAAGGCAAAAAGUGAACCGUGAAAUGUCACAUGCAGUUCCAUCUGCUGUGACCAACUCAUGUGAGGAACUGACAGAACUUACUUUAAGAAGUUCUGUCCCUGGAGUUUCGAGCACCCGGCAGCCACUGCAGUGUUCCAGCAGUCAGUUGCCCCCUCCAUCUGAGUUUGGAGGUGGUAAUCCAUUCCUCAUGUUCUUGUGUCUGACAGUGCUCCGACAGCACAGGGAUGUCGUCAUGAGUAAUGGCAUGGACUACAAUGAAAUGGCCAUGCAUUUUGACAAGAUGAUCCGUAAGCACAAUGUGACACGGGUUCUGAACCAGGCCAGACAGAUGUUUGCUUCAUAUCUUCAACAACAGGCAUCUCUCAACAACAACACAGUUCACCCAAACUCAGAUCUCAAUGUGUAAAUAGUCUGCCAGCAGCGGUUUCCAACUUUAUAGGUUUUCCCUCCAGUUCCUACUUUGCGUUCUCAGUUAUCUGUUAAAAUAGACAUAGCUAGUAUUGAACACCAGAUGUAAUCCUGUUGAGAAGUGUUCAUAAUGUGACUAGGCAUGCUGUCAGGAAAUUGUUGCUUGUUAUUUAGGAAGUUAUAAAUAACCAUAUGUUAUAUAAAACUAUUUGCAUCACAUGCUCAUUUCAUGAGGAAACUUGCAUUUUCCCUUCCAUUCAUGAUGUUCCCCUCCUAAGCUGGAAACCUCUGUUGAAGUUUACAGUUUUCUGGGGUGUGGCUCCAUACAGGUUGGUAGCUAAGUGACAUUUCAGAGGAGCUUUGCUGCUUCCAUGUUCAGCGUGAAGAUGGAGGCAGGAAGUUCCUUCAGAAUAUUGGUACUUAGCUACUAAACUACACAGUAUCACUUCCCAGAAACCCCAUAGUCUUAAUAUUACCCUCCAUGAGAACCUCAAACUUCACGUCUGUUUUAAGUUUCAUUGCACCGGUUCAUAUCCUUGGGCAAUGCAGUAUUAUAAAACCACAUUGUGCCAUGUUUCCAGUACUUGCAUGUAUGUUUCUGUAACAGUUGAGAGAUAGAACUUCAAUCAUGUCAUAAUCUCUUCCACAUUAUACAGACAUUAAGUCCAUAAGGUCAAUUCUGUCUGGUACAGUUGUACAGUGAUUGUUUCUCCUUCGAAUAAAUUGAUUCAUUUUUGUGAUUACAUCUUCUAGGAUGUGACAUUGUGUACUUUCUGCUCUGCUCUUCUGUGCUGUUCUUCCAAAACAUUGGUACCAGUGUACUGUACUACAUGACUUCACAUCAUAAAAGACUGUAAUCAUAAUACUGCUGCGGGAACCUCAAAUCUUGUAUGGUUUAUUUCUGUUACCAGUUGUCGGACUGUAAGAUGGCCCAAGCCUAUCAUACUUUGUGCUCUUUACACUUUUCUUUACAAAUUUCUACCUCACAGAAUGAGAGUAAUUUCUUUUUAGAUUUGCAUGUAGGUGGCACUGUUUUCUGGAAAGAUUAGUUUGCCAUGUCUACAACAUUUUAUUGCCACUGUCCCAAUUCAUUACAUCUUGUAGUGUUUCAUGUCAUAAUGACUGAAAUAAUACUUCAUUCCUUUCUGUAA